AUGUCUCCGAAACAUCUGGAACCAUCACGAAGGAGCUCAAUUGAAUCGUGCACGUUACAGCUCCUCUCAUGGCGUCCAUUUCACCGCUCCAAGACCCUUGACUCAUCUGACCAGUCGCAGAAACCUUACGGCUCCAUUUCGACGAAACGCCCUUGCUUCUCCGAUCGCUCCACUUCCUUCUCCAUCGAAGCUAUGGGCCGUCUCUCUCUCGCCGACGAAGACAACAACAAUGGAGGCAAGUUAUCAUCGGCUUCGAAUUACAAUAACAGUAAAGGAAGUUUCCGGCUAGUGGCGAGGAAGCGGCGGCGUCGCAAUUCGAGAUCGGUGUCUGGUCGGAGUAGUGAUCGCAGCGGGACUCGGAGAUGCUGCUCUAUCGGAGCUCACGGGACCUGCUCGGAUUUUCCGUUCGCCGUCGGUACAGAUUCGAGUGGGGAGCUGUUUAGCGAAGCGAAUUGGGCCUCCGAUGUGAGCGAGGCGCGGAAUUCGCGGAGAGAGCGGCGGGAUUCCGGCGGAGAGAAGGAAGCCUCCGGAUUCGGAUUCGCCGUUGGAAUCGACCCGAUGGGGAAUGAAUCUGGGUAUGGGAGUGAGCCUGGGUAUAGAGGGGAUGCCGAGUUUGGUUAUGGUGACGAGUUCGACGAUGAAGAAGAAGAUGUGAAGCCAUUGUUUUGGGGAGGUAAGCUCAGUCUCUUAGACUCUGAAAGUAUCAAAUAUGAAUCUUCUCCAAAUGUUAUGAAGUUUUGA
Thlaspi arvense is the source of this 741-nucleotide messenger RNA. The record is from the annotation of a GenBank genome assembly. Lineage: Eukaryota; Viridiplantae; Streptophyta; Magnoliopsida; Brassicales; Brassicaceae.